Molecule: messenger RNA, 1077 nt
Organism: Trichophyton verrucosum HKI 0517
Lineage: Eukaryota; Fungi; Ascomycota; Eurotiomycetes; Onygenales; Arthrodermataceae
Exons: 4
Coding region: 1-1077 (358 amino acids)
Biological process (GO): cell division; positive regulation of protein phosphorylation; signal transduction
Cellular component (GO): nucleus; cytoplasm
Molecular function (GO): protein kinase activator activity
Source: RefSeq, a predicted model, not a curated record
AUGUCAAACUUCUUCCAGAGCGUCAACAACACCGCCGCCGCCAGCAGUGCCGGCAACACUGCCAGCAACACGCCCAGCGGCAGCAUCAACAGCAACACCGCCGCCAACAAUAACAACAACAACAACAACAAUAGCAGCCCCGGCGGCCACAAUAACAGCAGCAACACUCACAGCGGGAACAAUGGCGGCAGCAGCCUGCAGCGGGCGGUCGACGGCGCGGGCUUCUCGCCUGGCUUCCCCCACGGUCAAGCAGCAAUGCCCGCCCCUCCAUCGGCCAUGGACCAGCCGCCCGCGCAGCCCGACCAGCGCGACUCGAUCAAGUACUUCUUCCAGGAGAAAUACGCCUCGCUUAACGUCAAGGGCAACUUCCUGACCCUCUGUGCCUGUCCGAAGAACGUCGAGCUCGGCGAGUGGCUUGCUCACCAGGUGGUCGAACAGAACCGUCUGCUCCAUGGCAUGCUGCAGGUCAUACAGGAGAUCAACGGUGUUACCGGGUACCCGAUCUGUAACGAGAUGACAUGUCCCACCAUGUCUGCCGGGAAUCUGACAUACACCUGGCUGGUCGACGGCAAGGCAGCGAGGAUAUCGGCGCCCAAGUUCAUCAACCGUGUCGAAAAGUGGAUUGUCAGCAAGAUCCACGACCCUGUCAUGUUCCCUACCGACCCCGUCACCGCAACUCCCAUCACCUUUGGCUACACCGAGCAGGCCAACGGAGAGGCCCCCAGCGGCCAGCCACAGCAGCAGGCCGCCGGCGACCCGUCACAGGACUGGAUCGGCAAGUCGAGCGGCUUCCCGCCGACCUUCUACAAGGACUGCCAGGGCAUCAUGAAGCAGAUGUUCCGCUGCUACGCCCAUCUCUAUCACGGCCACUGGGAGAACCCCUUCUGGCACAUCAAUAAGCACGAGGUGCUCAACAUGUGCUUCGUCCACUUUGUCACCGUCGCCAAGUACUACAAGCUAGUGUCAGACAAGGAGCUCGAGCCCAUGCAGCCCCUGAUCGAUAUCUACACCAAGCAGGAAAAGAUCCCUCCUGAAGCCCUUGCCGGUCACUGGGCUCAGCACUCCUCACAGUCUUGA